UGCUGUGGAUGCCUUACCCUUAUUGAUAAAUUUUCAGUAAUAUUAACUGGGAUAUUCUUGUAAAAGUAAUCUAAUAGAAUAUUUUAAUUUAUCUGUUGAUAUUUGCAAACGCAGUCCCUUUGCUAUGGUGGAAAGGAGAAAGCUCUUUGAAAUUUACAACCAUCCAUACUUUCUUCCAUGUACUACCACUUCCCUAUUCUAGAAAGGGACAUGUAGUGGAUUCCCCACGAUCUUUUAGUCAGGAAAGAAACUCCUGCAGACUUAAUUGAAUCUGAGUGUACUGUUUGUUAUGAGUUUCACUGGCAUGGAUGUAAAAAUUAACUUUUAAAAGUAAAUUUUCUAUCCAGCAUUAAUUUUCCAUCUGAAAGGUAUGCACUCUGUGAUGUAAGUACAGCAUUGUGAAAAAGUGCCACUAGGCUUGGUGACACUCAUGUUUAAUCUCAGCACUCAGGAGACAAAGGCAGGUAGAUUACAGUGACUAUAGGCCAGCCUGAUCUACACAGUGAGUUCCAGGACAGUCAGAGCUACACGAUGAGACCCUAUCUCAAAAGCAAAACAAUAAAGAUAACUCAAAAAAAAAAAGGAGGAGGGAAAAAAGAAUGAAGGAAGGAAAAAGAAAGGAAAGAAGAAAAGAAGGAAGCAAGUAAUUAAGGAAGGAAAGCCAGAGAAGAAAAAAAAUGUGUCUUCUUGUUGAGGUCUGGCCCACCACAGAAAAGCUGUGGCCAUUUUGUUCCAUGCCUGCCUGCCAUUUCAUAUUGUUGCUGUAACAUUCCUGCCAGUCAUUGACACAGAAAUAUAACUUGACUCAGAGCAAGGUCAUGCUGAUCACAUAUCCUGUUAUGUUCUGUUUGAGAUUUGUUAAUCUUAAGAAAUUCCACAAAGCUUUACGUAGGACCCAUCAAAUUGAAGGUCAACAUGAACUGUUAUGUCUAAAAUGGCUUGAGUCAGAGCAGACCACAGGGCAGCACUUCCUGCACCUGUAUAUGGGCUCAUUGUACUUUCUGUGUGCUUUGUUUUCUUUUAUAAGCUCACAGGAAAAGAUGUUCAGUGUGGUAGCUCAGUCCCGGAAGUCUGAGCUGCUGACCUGGUUUAUGAGUCUUAGGGUGUGCCUUCAAUAAAGCGUUCUUGUCUGACAGAGAUCAAAAUUUGUGUGGUUUGUGGGGUGACUCUUGGACCCCAACACUUAUGUUGAGUUCUUAAUGUUGUGAAUUACAGCCUGGAAAUCACAGUAUGCUCUUUGAGGCAAUCAGAUCACAGGAUUUUCACAGUUAGACAGAGCAUUAUAAACCAGUUUGUGGUGGUACACACCUUUAAUCCUAGCACUCUGGAGGCACAGGCAGGUACAUCUUGGAGUUCUUUACUAGCCUGGUUACAGAGUGAGUUUAAGGACAACUAUACAGAGAAACCCUGUUUUUUGGGGGUGUGGGGAGAAAGAGACAAAAACAAAAUUGAAAGUUAUUAUAAUAUGAGAUAAUAUUAGAAAGCAUCUUGUGAAUAAUUCAUCUCAUCUCUGUCAGAAAAAUCUCUGCAGUUCUCUUGUCUUCUUGGUUCAAGAAAACCAUUCUGUGUAUGGACACAUGACCAAACUUAUGUAGAAGUCGCCAUGUAGACCAGGCUGGACUAGAAUUCACAGAUUUCCACCCACCUCUAUCUCCUCAGUGCUCACAUUAAAGUGCAGCAGCAGGAAGUUCAAACUGUUGUCUUUUAUUCUGUGGUCUGUUGACAAUCAGUGGUGACUGUGGAUUUCUCCCAGGAGGAGGGGCAAUGCCUGGUCCCUGCUCAGAGGUCUCUGAGACUGCAUGUUGCAGAAUUAGAUGAGUCUGGUUUCUAUGGGGCUCACUGAUCACCCAGACCUGCUCUCCUGUGGAACAGAACAAAGAGACCUGGACGAUGGAGAGGAAAGAGACAGUAGCUAAGGAUCCAGAACCACAAUCUGGACAUUCAUUGUUAUUCAAAGAGAAAAUCAAAGAAGAGAAACAGGAAGAAAUGGCUGAUUCUCCAGUAAACAUGUCACAGAGUCUGUUGACAUUCCGGGAUGUGGCCGUGCACUUCUCUCAGGAGGAGUGGGAAUGCCUAGACUCUUCUCAGAGGGCUUUGUACAUUGAUGUGAUGUUGGAGAAUUACAGCAACCUGGUCUCUGUGGAGAACUACUGCAUAUGUGAAACUGUCCAUCAACAUGUGAAGACUGAAAAGGAGUCUUGUCAGUGUAAUGAGCUUGGUGAAAUGCUUCGUGGUCCCUCCAACUGUGCACUUUAUAAAAGAAGUGACACUAUAGAAACCUCUAAUAACUGCAGAUGCUGUAAGGACAGGGGUGCCUCUGUUGACUCAUCGAACCCAGAUCAACAUACAAGCACGCACACUGGAGAAGAACCUUGCACAUCUAAAAACUGUGAGAAAUCUUUCAGUUUGUGUUCCAACAUUAGGGAAGAUCAAAGACUCUACACUGCAAAGAAAGAGCACAAGCAGGAUGAAUAUGAUGACCGUUUCAGCUCUACAUACAGUCUCAUGCAACAGACAGUUGAUAUGGGAGAGAAACCACAUCAGUGUGGGCCCUGCAGGAAAUACAUCAAUACCACCUCAAGCCUCAGUUUACAUCAGAGAAUUCAUACUGGAGAGAAACCUUACAAGUGCAAUAUUUGUGAGAAAUCGUUUAAUCAGUGGUCAAGGCUUAAAACACAUCAAAUACUUCAUAUUUCAGAGAAACAGUACAAAUGCAAAGAGGGUAGAAUGUCAUUUGUGCAGGUAUUUGCACAUAAAAGCCAUCAGAGAAGGCACACUGGAGAGAAGCCUUACAAAUGUAAGGAGUGUGACAGAUCCUUUGCCCACUGUGCAUCAUUAAGAUGGCACCAGAAAAUUCAUUCUCCUGAGGUACAUUAUGAAUGCAAAGAAUGUGGUAAGGCCUUUUCUGAAUUAUCUCAUCUUAAAAUGCAUUACAGAAUCCAUACUGUCGAAAAGCCUUACAGAUAUGAGGAAUGUGAUACAUCUAGUACUGUGAAUUCAACUCUUAAAAAUCAUCAGAAAAUUCAUACCAGGGAGAAACCUUACAGAUAUAGGGAAUGUGACAAAUCUAUUACCAAGUGCUCAUAUCUUAGAACAUAUCAGAGAGUUCAUACUGGAAUGAGACCUUAUAGAUGUACAGAAUGUGACAAAUCUUUUACUACGUACUCAAAUCUUAGACAACAUCAGAAAAUUCAUACUGGAGAGAAACCUCCCAACUGCAAAGGUUCUGAUAAAUCCUUUCUCCGAAUUUCUAGUGUUAGAAAACAUCAGAAAAUUCAUGCUGGAGAGAGACGUUAUGGAUGUAAGGAAUGUAGCAGAUCUUUUACCUGGUUCUCAAAUCUUCGAGUCCAUCAGAGAGUUCAUACUGGAGAGAGACCAUACAGAUGUAAGGACUGUGACAAAUCUUUUACUACGGGCUCAAAUCUUAGAGUUCAUCAGAAAAUUCAUACUGGAGAGAAACCUUACAAAUGUAAAGACUGUGACAUAUCCUUUCUGUGGAUUUCAAAUCUUAGAACCCAUCAGAAAAUUCAUACUGGAGAGAAACCUUACAAAUGUCAGGAAUGUAAGAAAUCUUUUACUAGAUGCUCAUAUCUUAGAGACCAUCAGAAAAUUCAUACGGGAGAAAAACUUUACAAAUGCAAAGACUGUAAUGUAUCUUUUAUGUGGAUAUCAAGUCUUAGAAGACAUCAGAAAAUUCAUACCGGAGAGAAACCUUACAAAUGUAGAGAAUGUGAGAAAUCCUUUACUCAGUGCUCAACUCUAAGAGAUCAUCAGAAAAUUCAUACUGGAGAGAAACCUUACAAAUGCAAAGACUGUGACAUAUCCUUUCUGUGGAUUUCAAGUCUUAGAAGACAUCAGAAAAUUCAUACUGGAGAGAAACCUUACAAAUGUAAAGUCUGUGGCAUAUCCUUUCUGUGGAUUUCAAAUCUUAAAACACAUCAGAAAAUUCAUACUGGAGAGAAACCUUACAAAUGUCAGGAAUGUAACAAAUCUUUUACUAGAUGCUCCUAUCUUAGAGUUCAUCAGAAAACUCACACUGGAGAGAAACCUUACAAAUGUAAAGACUGUGGUGUAUCCUUUAUGUGGAUUUCAAAUCUUAGAAGACAUCAGAAAAUUCAUACUGGAGAGAAACAUACUGUUGUCAAUAAUGUGACAUAACAUUUAUCUGGUGUUCUCUGCUUGCAAAUCACAAGGAGAUAAGUGAUCAAAAUAUAAAGAUAACAUAACGAGAUUGUUAAAGCCUUUAAUGGCGAUUAAAAUCUUUACAAACUGCAUCAGAGUUUAUAUUAAAAUAGAAUUCUGCAAAUAUA
This is a messenger RNA of Rattus norvegicus (Norway rat), 4310 nucleotides long. The record is from RefSeq and is a predicted model, not a curated record. Lineage: Eukaryota; Metazoa; Chordata; Mammalia; Rodentia; Muridae.